Messenger RNA from Lineus longissimus, 3166 nucleotides. RefSeq names its product zinc finger protein 250-like. Lineage: Eukaryota; Metazoa; Nemertea; Pilidiophora; Heteronemertea; Lineidae. Gene Ontology annotation, biological process: regulation of transcription by RNA polymerase II. The transcript is spliced from 4 exons. Gene Ontology annotation, molecular function: RNA polymerase II cis-regulatory region sequence-specific DNA binding; DNA-binding transcription factor activity, RNA polymerase II-specific. Gene Ontology annotation, cellular component: nucleus. The record is from RefSeq and is a predicted model, not a curated record. The coding region runs from base 161 to 2560 and encodes 799 amino acids.
CCGAAAAUGGCGCCGGUCUUGUCUUGUCUGGCUGGUCUUUUCAUAUUUUCAUUAUAGAUUUAUUCCAUUCUUCAAAACGCAUACGUGUCAAAGAUAUAAAAAAAUUAUUAUUGAAAUAAGGAAGCUCAUGUAGAAAUGUCUUACUGAUGUCUCACUUAUAAUGAAGGACGGUACGAUGUCGAUGCCGGAGUCCCAAGAAGAAGAGAGCAGCCCAUCGGAAAAUAUGCAGAUGGAGCUGCACAGCAAAGGUGCUGUUCUGACCAAAGCCUGGUCAGACUUGUUUAGCUUUAUAACGAAAUAUCAGGCAGAGCUGACGGUGAAGGAAAAUGCUGUUGAAAUUGCUGAUCGGGAAAUCUCCAUGCGGAGAAAGCAGUUGGAGGAGAUGAAACCGAUGGUGGAAGCAGGGAAUGAUGAGAUAUCCAGAUUACAGGACGAGAUUCAAACAAAGGAAAGACUGCUGAAUAAGUCGCAAACUGAACUGUCUAUGAAAGUACGAAUGUUACAACAGGUGCAAACAGACUUAUCUUGUAACAUGGAACUUUUAGAAAAAGCCAGGUCUGAGCUCUUGGAUAGACAGUCGGAACACGUGCGUGAUACAAGUGAUUUAGAACGCUUGAAAUCCGAGCUGAUCAUUAAGCAGGAACAGAUACUGAUUAAAGACAAUCUGCUGAAAAAGUUACAAAAUCAGUUGAUGAAAGAAAACACUGAGCUUAGGGAUCAGUUAGAACUUGAAAGAAGAGCCCUUGAAUUGGAACGAAGGUCUCAUGAACUGACUAAGAAAAGCCUUAGAGAAAAAUCGAAACCAUCCCAUGGUCUGUCCAGCAGUCACUCUGGCAAUGUGAUUGAGAUCCCAGACUCCCCUCCAACUCUCGAUCUUUCCGUCGAACAAGCAGAUGAUUUCGGCCUCUCAAACAUCAUAUCUGAAGCCGAGUCCCAAUCUCAACAAACGUCUCAACUUCGCUAUUCCCAAUCGCAGGAGUCUGCACCAUCUCACAUUGGAUUUAGGUCUUCAGAGACAUUUAGUACGCAUUCUUCUUCAUCCAUGACAACCAUGCCUGUAAAACGACAUUGGCCCUCACAAUCACAAUCGCCCUCCACCUCAUCAGCACAAAAAUUUGCAAAGUUUUCACACACACCAGUGGCCGAUUCAGAAUUCCCGCAACCAGGUGAUAGUUAUAAUGAAGGCACUGCCACUCAGUCUGAUGUGUUCUUUCCCUUGAGUGUCGAUCCUGAUACAGACAGUAAAGCAGGUAUCAUUGACACCUCCGCUAGUGUUAUGUAUACAGACUCUGAAGUGCUGGGUGAGGGACAAUAUUCAGGUACCAUGCCCGGUACGCCUAGUUCAGAAACAAGUGACAGUAAUCAGGGACCCCAAGUGUCAAUGUCGGGGGCCGUUUCCAGUGCGGGAUUGUCACCAGGACAAGUCGGACCUGAUGGAAAGUUAAUUGCGCCAAUUGAUUUCCCAAGAAGAAAGAGCAGGGAACGACUGACUUGUGAACACUGUGGAUACUUUACAAUGUCACCUUGGAGUCUAAGACAACAUGUCCUUCGUCAUACAGGGGAAAGGCGGUUUGCAUGUCCGAUAUGUACCAAGCGUUUCAAUAGGGAGCGUAACCUUAGAGCUCACUUGAAGAUUCAUUCGAGGGAUCCAAUUAAGUGCGAUACCUGUGGUAAUGUUUACAUGACUGAAGGCCUCUUGAAGCGGCACCAAGCGAGCCAUCUCACUGAUCCUGAAAAAAAGAAAAAGAGCCGGAAAAAAUAUUCUUGCGAAUAUUGUGGAUAUUUUACUAUUUCACCGGCUCUUCUACGAGAGCAUGAGAGACGUCACACUGGCGAAUACUUUAACUGUGAAAAAUGUGAUUCCGUGUUUCGGAAAAAGUCUUCCUUAAAGACGCACAUGCUCACUCAUGAAGUAGAUAAGCUAUUCCCUUGUGAAACUUGUGGGAAAAAGUUCCUGCAAGAGGCGGAUGCAGUAGCUCAUCAGAAAAAACACACAGAGCCGCAGAAAGAGACGCCACAGAAGAAGAAAAAAGUUACUUGUGAAUAUUGUGGAUAUUUUACCACUAUACCAUAUCGCCUCCGUGAUCACAUAAGGCGUCACAUUGGAGACACCGUCAAAUGUGAAAAAUGUGAUUCAGUGUUUCGUAACAAGUCUACUCUAAAGAAGCACAUGCUGACUCAUGAAGAAGGUCGGCAGUUCUUGUGCGAUCUUUGUGGCAAAAGUUUCCCAAAAGAGGCGGAUGCGAUUGCUCAUCAGAAAAAGCAUACAGAGCCACAAGGAGAUGAAGCUGAGGAGGAUAACAAGUCAAACAGAAUCGCUUGCCAUAUGUGUGACUUAGUCUUGAAGAAGUCGUAUUUUAAGACUCACAUGCUGAUCCACACUGGGGAAAAGCCAAUCCCGUGUCCAUUGUGCGACAAACGGUUUAGGGCUAAGAACAAUCUCAAACGCCAUAUGGAGACACAUGCCCCCCGUGAUCCAUUUAAAUGUGGUGUCUGUGGUAAUGUUUACAUGACCGAGGGUCACUUGAAGAGACAUGAGUUAACACAUUUAACAGAAUAGAUAGAUUAUAAGUUUACAGUAAAAAGUUCUUCUGUUAACAGCAGCAAUGAAUGUGUUAAUUCUGGUGAUACAUUUAUCUGAUAUUUCCAAAAAUUUAUUAAGGUUGCCUCUAUGUCGUAUUUGUGGAUGCAUAUGAAAACUCAUGAAAGAGAUAAACCUUUCCUUCGUGAUAUCUGUGGCAAAGGUUAAUUAAGUGAUUCAUUGGUAAUGCUGCAUGAACAAUCAGUUGUUUGGCAGUGGACAAAAUGCAAAUGACUUCCCUCUCUUGUAAGUGCAUAUAUCUUUGCAAGCCUUUCAAUAACAUGAGUUAUCUAGUCUGUUUCAGCUCAAGAUUGCAUGUGAAACUCCUUGUUACAAGAUGAAUAAGUAAAACUGAUACGUAAACAAAUUAGGUACAAGAUAACAUAAAACAAAACUGAAAUAUAAACUAUUACAACUAUAAUUUUACUAAUGGUUGCUAUUUUUAUUUCUUUGCAGUUCUUGAACUUAGCAAUGAGACAAGCACCUGGGAAUUGGGCAACCACAAACAACACUUUGAGAUGUCAGCUCUGUGGCGUGGUCUCGGAAACUUAUGCAAGUUUUGAGACCCAUUUGAAAACACAUGAC